Messenger RNA from Gekko japonicus, 2544 nucleotides. RefSeq names its product protocadherin gamma-B1-like. Gene Ontology annotation, molecular function: calcium ion binding. Gene Ontology annotation, biological process: homophilic cell-cell adhesion. NCBI's taxonomy places the organism in Eukaryota, Metazoa, Chordata, Lepidosauria, Squamata, Gekkonidae. The transcript has 2 exons. Gene Ontology annotation, cellular component: plasma membrane. The record is from RefSeq and is a predicted model, not a curated record. Bases 1 to 2544 code for a protein of 847 amino acids.
AUGGAGAGAAGGCUCGGAGACAAUGGCCAGGCACUUGAAUGGCAAGUACUGCUUCUCUUACUAUUAUCUUUCUCCUGCUGGGCUGCUUCAGAUCAGUUUCAUUACUCAAUCCCCGAGGAGUUGCCAAAGGGUUCUAUUGUGGGGAAUCUUGCCAAAGAUUUGGGACUGAAUACCAGAGAACUAGAAGAUCGCAAUGUGCAUGCAGUGUCUUUGACUAACAUGCAAUAUUUCAGUGUCAGUGCAGAAAACGGAAACCUCUAUAUAAAUGACAGAGUAGACAGGGAGGGAAUUUGUGAUGCAACUUCACUUUGCCUUAUACAUUUUGAGCUAGUGAUUGAAAAUCCCUUAAACAUUUACCAUGUAACUAUAAUGAUACAGGACAUUAAUGAUAAUGCACCACAUUUCCUCAGUGACAAUAUCAACUUGGAAAUCAUUGAAUCUACUUCACCUGGUACCAGGUUUCUCCUUGAGAAAGCUGAAGAUCCUGACAUUGGGACCAAUUCUGUCCAAAAUUAUCAACUUAGUCAAAAUCAGUACUUCACUUUGGAUGUUAAAGAAAGUCAGGAUGGAAAUAAAUUUGCAGAUUUAGUACUGCAGAAACCACUAGAUCGAGAAAGUGAACACGCCCUCCACUUGAUCCUAACAGCUAUGGAUGGGGCAGAACCUAGAAAAACUGGGACCACCCAUAUAUGGAUUAAUGUCACUGAUGCCAAUGAUAAUGCACCAGUUUUCACCCAAGAUGUUUAUAAGGUCAGCCUGAAGGAAAAUGCUCCUGUUGGGUCUUGUGUACUUCAGGUUGUGGCCUCUGAUAAUGAUGAAGGUUCAUAUGCCCGAAUCAGGUACAACAUACAAGGGAACGACCACCAGAAAUUCAGCCUGGAUUCAGCCAGUGGCACAAUUACACUUAUAGGACCACUGGAUUUUGAGGAGAUUAAAGAGUAUACCAUGACAGUAGCGGCAAAAGAUGGAGGUGGCUCAGUGACACAUUGCAAAGUUGAAAUACAAAUUCUUGAUGAAAAUGACAACUCCCCAGAAGUAACUCUGGUUUCUUUGUACAGCCCAAUUCCUGAAGAUUCCCUGACUGAAACCUUAAUUGCUCUGAUCAAUAUACAUGACAAAGAUACUGGUGAUAAUGGAAAGGUUACUUGCCACCUAUCAGAACAUCAGCACUUCAAGAUUCUUCCUUCAUCUAAUCAUUAUUACAAACUCUUUUUAGACCAUCUACUAGACAGAGAAAGAACUCCAGAGUACAAUAUUACAGUCAUUGCCAUAGACAAAGGGAAUCCCUCUCUGUCAACACACAAAACCAUCUCAGUACAGAUCUCUGAUAUCAAUGACAAUUCCCCUACUUUUGAGAAGUCUUCCUAUGCCAUCUAUGUGCUAGAAAACAACCCUUCUGGUGCUUCCAUUUUCACUGUCAAAGCCUCAGACCCAGACAUGGACCAAAACUCACAAAUCACAUAUUCCAUCCUCCACAGCAACAUCAAGGAGCUCCCCAUCUCUUCAUAUAUCUCCAUAAACUCUGAGACUGGAGCUCUCUAUGCCCAGAGGUCCUUUGACUAUGAACAGUUCAGAGAGAUCGAGCUUCAAGUGAAGGCCCAAGAUGGUGGUUCUCCCCCUCUCAGCAGCAAUGUCACAGUGAGGGUGCUCAUUUUGGAUCGGAAUGACAACACCCCACAGAUACUAUCCCCUUCACAAGAAGCCAGGGGCUCAGCCUUGUUUGAGAUGGUACCUCGUUCGGCUGAGGCAGGAUAUCUGGUCACAAAGGUGGUGGCCGUGGAUGCUGAUUCUGGACACAAUGCCUGGCUUUCCUACCAUGUCAUUCAAGCCACUGAACCAGGAUUCUUCACUGUUGGUUCUCACACUGGAGAAAUCAGGACAGCAAGGGCCUUUGUGGAGAAAGAUGCUGCAAAACAGAAACUGGGAAUUUUGGUGAGGGAUAAUGGGCAGCCAUCUCUCUCAGCCACUGUGACACUGAACCUGGUGUUUGCUGAGAACUUUCAGGAGGCCCUUCCAGAAAUGAAAAACCAGUCCAGCAGCCCUGACUAUCAGUCCGACCUGCAGUUCUAUCUGGUGCUGGCCUUGGCUUUGAUGUCAUUCUUGUUCCUCUUGACGGUGAUUCUGGCCAUUCUGAUGAAGCUUCGAAAAUCAGGGAAUCCCAAAUUCCUGCAAUGUUUUGGUCCUAUUCCCCAUUCAAGUGCUGGUGCCAUCUUCCCACCAAAUUUUGAAGAUGGGACUUUGCCUUAUUCCUAUCAGGUUUGUCUGUCCUCAGAAUCCAGGAAAAAUCAGUUUACUUUCCUAACACCUCAUGCUCAGAUUGCAGACAAUUUUAUUUCUGGUGACAAAUCUGGUGUGUCUAUCCUAAACAACGGAGGAGAAAAUAUGAAUUCUGAAAUGCAGAGUUGUGAGAAGCUAGAAAAUAGUUUACAUUUUGCAUCUGAAAACUGUGUAUAUAAGCAUGAAAACUGUGUAUAUAAGCAUGAAAAAGGCAAGGCAGAUUUUCCAUGUCAUUCAGAAAUGAAGACAUCCCUUGCAGUUCGCUGA